Messenger RNA from Lolium rigidum, 869 nucleotides. RefSeq lists its product as uncharacterized. The transcript has 3 exons. Bases 1 to 510 code for a protein of 169 amino acids. NCBI's taxonomy places the organism in Eukaryota, Viridiplantae, Streptophyta, Magnoliopsida, Poales, Poaceae. The record is from RefSeq and is a predicted model, not a curated record.
AUGUCCCUGGCUCACCUCGCCUGGGGCGACGCCUCCGCCCCCUUCGUUUUUCUCGUGGCGCUCACGGUCGCGGCUCUCAAGGUCUCCAUCUGCAUCGCCUUCCUCUUCCUCGUACCAGCCGUUCUGCUGUGCGGCAUCGGCCUCGCCUACGUGAUUGCGGUUGAAUCUCGAUCUGGUUCUCAGCCCAGGAAGCGCGCCUUUGGACCAAUCACGCGGGAGUCGAUUCGGGAGUUCAUUAAGUUUGUGUUUCCCCAUGCCGUGGUCCUUGGAUUGGUCGCAGAUUUGGCCUUCAUCCUGCUAACUGCUGCUGGUGCUCUGGUAAUGUCCAUGUCGCCGUCUGCGGAGGGAUCGGUAUCUCAGGGACAAAUGAUUGGUUCUGUGGUCAUGGAUGUGGGGAUGCUUGGCUUCCAUGCGAUAUCUUGCUUUGUUAUCAUUCCAGCUUUCGCACUGCAUAUCUUGAGGAAGGACCAGGCGGGCAGGAAAGCAGGACUCACCGUGGCAGUUUGUUGAGCCAUAACCCCGAACUGAAGAUGUGAAGAAACGCUGGGCAGAUACAAGAGACUUCGCUGAAGAUUAUAGCCGCUGACAAGUACUGGAUUGUAGUUACAUGUAUCCACGAUUGUAUAUUGGCCCCCCUACUUAGUAUUGCACACUCCAUGUGCUAGGAGCUCUGAUGAUUGGACAUUAUUGCGUUUCAGACUUCAGUGUUUACCUGUUGUUAGGAUGUUGUUAGGACGCCAACACUGCCGGAGCCCGGAGGAUAGUUCUUUUCUAGGCGAAUAGAUUUUGCCAUGUUUGCAAUUUUAUCAUGGAUGACUACUGUUUCCUUGCAAGAGGUAUAGGCUCUGUGGCAGUUACCAUAGAAUGUC